Molecule: messenger RNA, 2084 nt
Organism: Parnassius mnemosyne (clouded apollo)
Lineage: Eukaryota; Metazoa; Arthropoda; Insecta; Lepidoptera; Papilionidae
Source: the annotation of a GenBank genome assembly
GGUACAACUUGUAAACGAGUUUAGACGGUUAGAGAAAAGUGUUACUUACUUUGUUAUAAGCUAAGUGCUUUAUAUUUACAUACUCUUUGCCUCUUAUAUUUUUCUAAUUUUUGGUGUUAUCGAUGGGUCAGUUGUCGUGCUAUAUAAUAUACCUAUUUCUGUAUUUGUAGGAUUGUAGACCGUAGAAUCUACUAGUUAGGUAGUUAGUCUGUGUGUAGACCUACCUAAUAGAACCUGGAACCUAUUGCUAAAAGAUAUAUUGUUUGAGACCUUGAGACAUUCUUAUAUUUAUAAACAUAAAUUUUAAGAAUGUUUGAAGGAAGAUAUGAUAUAUAUUUUAAUGGAAAACCACCAAAAGAAUUUAUUUAUGAAGAUGAUCAGUGUGUCGUGUUCGAAGGAGGAUUAAACUCUCAAGCACGAGUACAUUUCGUGGUUAUGCCUAAAAAAGUAAUAUCUAGGUUAUCCCAAGCUUCAACGGAAGAUGAAAAAUUACUGGGUCGUCUUAUAUUAGUAGCAAAAAAUAUAGCAAUUCAAAGAGGCUUGGACGAAAGUGGAUACCAUAUUCUGAUCGAUGAAGAACCGCGUACUAAGUUGUUAGCAUUACAUAUUUCUGGUGGCGUUCUAAAGCCUUCGCUCUGGCCAAUAACACCAAACUGCAGACUAUGAUUUAUCUAGAUGUUUUACAUUACUAUCUACAUAUGUAAGUGGGUGAUAUCAUAAUACCUAGUCCUGAAUUUUAUAAAAAAAGGAAAAUUAUUCCAUAAAUGGAAUCAUAAUUAAUGGUCUUUUGGUUUCGGGACCGCCCGGUUACCCACCUGUGCUAUUAUGACCUUGUAUGUAGUGGCGAAAUUUACCUUCGUAUUCUAAUAAUUCGUAUGCAUAGACUUAAUAUAUAAGUGUGCCCUCUAGUGAGAUUAAAAUAAGUCUAGCCUAGCACUUAGGAAUGUAGAUGGAUGCACAUAAAACGUAUCAUCUUGUUCAUAAAAUAAUGUUCUAAGUUGCAUGCCCAUGUUAACAGAAAUGUAGCUCACGCGUGAACAUUUCCGUGCCAUAAUUUAUCACAAUUUUCGUCGCGGCUUAUCUCAAGAUAAAUUUCUUAGCGAACUUGUUUCGAUUUAUGAUGUUGAAGCACCGAGUCAAACGACAAUAUACGGCUGGUAUGCCGAGUUCCGACGCGGUCGUGUGUCGCUUAGCACUGUUUCUUCUGCAGGUCGACCAAGAACAGCGGUCACGCCUGAAAACAUCGCAGCUGUGCGCUAUUACAUUAGAUGACCGUCAUGUGACAUACGAGCAGAUUCGGGAUGUUAUCAGUUUCGGAAUGACUGCAAUUCAGUCGAUAUUACAUAAUGAGCUGUGUGUAAGAAAGCUAGUUUCCCGCUGGGUUCCCCACAAUUUGUCCGAAGACCAAAAGGCGGUUCGCGUAGAUUGGUGCCGGAAUACGCUGCAACGCUUCAACAGAGGGAAGUCAAAUGUCGUUUAUAAUAUCGUCUCAGGUGACGAAUCAUGGAUUUAUUCAUACGAACCUGAAAGAAUACAUCAGUCAGCAGUUCGGGUCUUCGAGGACGAGGUCAAACCAACGAAAGUGGUUCGCUCCCGCAGCGUGUCAAAGAAAAUGGUCGCUACGUUUGUCUCGAAAAAGGGGCAUGUUGCUACAAUUCCUUUACAGGAACGCAGAACGGUUACCGCUGUGUCACGGUUUGUUUGCCAGAAAUGAAAGCCGAACUCCGAAAAAAUAACACGAAACGUCGCAUCAUCUUACAUCACGAUAAUGCGAGCUCCCAUACGGCUCGGAAGACAAAUGAUUUUUUUGAAGCAGGAAAACGUUGAGCUGAUGAGCCAUCCUCCGUACAGUCCUGACCUGAGCCCAAACGAUUUCUUUACAUUCUCUAGAAUUAAAGAUUUAUUACGCGGUCAAUGGUUUGAAGACCGAGAAGCAGCUGUGGAAGCGUACAAAUCAGCCAUUUAGUCAACAUCAACUUCAGACUGGAGUUACUGUUUUAAUGAUUGGUUUGCACGAAUGGAAAGUGCAUUAAGUUGAACGGAGAAUACUUCGAAAAACAACAAAAUACAAUUUAGCUAUACCG